AUGAGACUUGAAGCCGGCAGGAUAACGACGGGGAAUUCUGAAAGAAUUGAAGUGAUGCAAGAAAAUUAUCAGAGAAAUGGAACACUGCAAGAACAACUGCCUAAAGUGAGAAAACAAGCUGUUGGACCUAUUGAGAUAUUUCGCUUUGCUGAUGGACUGGACGUCAUGCUCAUGAUCCUGGGAAUCCUGGCAUCAGUGGUAAAUGGAGCUUGUCUUCCUCUAAUGUCCCUGGUUUUAGGAGAAAUGAGUGAUAACCUUCUUAGUGGAUGUCUGGUCAAAACCAACACAACAAAUUAUCAGAACUGUACUGAGUCUCAAGAGAAGCUGAAUGAAGGUUUGAUUGUGUUGACCCUGUGUUAUGUUGGAAUAGGACUGGCUGCCUUGGUCUUUGGCUACAUGCAGAUUUCUUUUUGGGUUAUCACUGCAGCACGGCAGACUAAGAGAAUUCAAAAACAGUUUUUUCAUUCAGUUUUGGCACAGGACAUCAGCUGGUUUGAUGGCUGCAACGUUGGUGAACUUAACACUUGCAUGACUGAUGACAUCAGUAAAAUCACUGAUGGUAUUGGAGACAAGAUUUCCCUGCUGUUUCAAAACACGUCUACUUUUUCUGUUGGCCUAGUGAUUGGUUUGGUAAAGGGCUGGAAACUCACCGUGGUGACUCUGUCCACUUGUCCUCUUAUAAUGGCUUCAGCAGCUCUGUGUUCUAGGGUGGUCAUCUCAUUGACCAGUAAGGAAUUAAGUGCCUAUUCCAAAGCUGGGGCUGUAGCAGAAGUAUUGUCAUCGAUCCGAACAGUUGUAGCUUUUGGGGCCCAAGAGAAAGAAAUUCAAAGGUAUACACAGAAUCUAAAAGAUGCAAAGGAUGUUGGCAUAAAAAAGGCUAUAGCUUCGAAAUUGUCUCUGGGUGCUGUGUACUUCUUUAUGCAUGGAACCUAUGGACUUGCUUUUUGGUAUGGAACCUCCAUGAUUCUUAGUGGAGAACCUGGUUAUACUAUCGGGACUGUUCUCGCUGUUUUCUUUAGUGUAAUCCAUAGUAGCUAUUGCAUUGGAGCAGUAGCCCCUUACUUUGAGAUCUUCACUACGGCCCGAGGAGCUGCCUUUAACAUUUUCCAGGUUAUUGAUAAGAAACCCACUAUAGAUAACUUUUCAACAACUGGAUAUAAACCUGAAUACAUGAAAGGAACUGUGGAAUUUAAAAAUGUUUCUUUCAGUUAUCCAUCAAGACCAUCCAUCAAGAUUCUGAAUGGUCUGAAUCUCAAAAUUAACUCAGGAGAGACAGUAGCCUUGGUUGGCAGCAGUGGCAGUGGAAAGAGUACAACAGUACAGCUUCUGCAGAGGUUAUACGAUCCUGACGAUGGAUUUAUCACUGUGGACAAGAAUGAUAUCAGAGAUCUAAAUGUGCAGCAUUAUCGAGAGCAUAUUGGAGUGGUCAGCCAGGAGCCUGUUUUGUUCGGAACCACCAUUAGUAACAAUAUUAAAUUUGGACGAGAUGGCGUGACUGAUGAAGAGAUUGAGAAAGCAGCAAAGGAAGCAAAUGCUUAUGAUUUUAUAAUGGAAUUUCCCAAUAAAUUUAAUACCUUGGUAGGGGAGAAAGGAGCUCAAAUGAGUGGAGGCCAGAAACAGAGAAUCGCAAUUGCUUGAGCUUUAGUACGAAACCCCAAGAUUCUGAUCUUAGAUGAAGCUACAUCUGCCCUAGAUACAGAAAGUGAAUCAGUUGUUCAAGCUGCACUAGAGAAGGCAAGCAAAGGUCGUACUACAAUUGUGGUAGCACAUCGACUUUCCACUGUUCGAAAUGCAGAUCUCAUUGUGACCAUCAAGGAUGGGAUGGUGGCGGAAAAAGGGACACAUGUUGAACUCAUGGCAAAACGAGGUCUAUAUUAUUCACUUGCAAUGUCACAGGAUAUUAAGAAAGCUGAUGAACAGAUGGAAUCAGUGACAUAUUCUACUGAAAAAGAUAAUGGUUUGGUUCUCUCAUGCUCUAUGAAUUCCAUGAAGUCAGGCUUAAAACCAGACUUUGCUGAAAAGUUUGAGGAAUCCAUCCAAAAUAAAAAGACAAGUCUUCCUGAAGUUUCUCUAUUAAAAAUUUUUAAAUUGAACAAGAUUGAAUGGCCUUUUGUGGUUCUGGGGACAUUGGCUUCUGUUCUGAAUGGAACUGUUCAUCCAGUAUUUUCCAUAAUCUUUGCAAAAAUCAUAACUAUGUUUGGAAGUAAUGAUAAGACAACCUUAAAGCAUGAUGCAGAGAUUUAUUCCAUGAUAUUUGUCAUUUUGGGUACUGUCUGCCUUGUCAGUUAUCUCAUGCAGGGAUUGUUUUAUGGCAGAGCAGGGGAAAUAUUAACAAUAAGAUUAAGACACUUGGUAUUUAAAGCCAUGUUAUAUCAGGAUAUUUCCUGGUUUGAUGAUAAGGAAAACAACACAGGAGCCUUGACCACAAUAUUAGCUGUCAACAUAGCACAAAUUCAAGGAGCAAUAGGUUCAAGGAUUGGGGUCCUGAUGCAAAAUUCAACUAACAUGGGACUGUCAGUUAUCGUUUCCUUCAUAUAUGGAUGGGAGAUGACACUCUUGGUUCUGAGUAUAGCUCCAGUACUUGCUCUGAUAGGAAUGAUCGAAACUGCAGCAAUGACUGGAUUAGCCAACAAGGAUAAGCAAGAACUUAAGCAUGCUGGAAAGAUAGCAACUGAGGCUGUGGAAAAUAUACGUACAAUAAUGUCACUAACAAGAGAAAAAGCCUUUGAGCAAAUGUAUGAAGAGACUCUUCAAACACAACACAGAAAUGCCUUGAAGAAAGCACAGAUCUUUGGAAGCUGUUAUGCAUUCAGCCAUGCCUUUGUAUAUUUUGCCUAUGCAGCAGGGUUUCAAUUUGGAGCCUAUUUAAUUCAAUCUGGAUGAAUGACACCAGAGGGCAUGUUUGUAAUUUUUACUGCAUUUGCGUAUGGAGCUAUGGUCAUUGGAGAAACCCUUGUUUUGGCACCUGAAUAUUCCAAAGCCAAGUCUGGGGCUGCAAAUCUUUUUAAUUUGUUGGAGAAGAAACCAACUGUAGAUAGCUACAGUCAAGAAGGGAAAACUCCAGAAAUGUGUGAAGGAAGUUUAGAAUUUCGAGAAGUCUCUUUCUUCUAUCCUUGUCGCCCAGAUGUUCUUGUCCUUGGUGGCUUAUCCCUCAGUAUUGAGAAAGGGAAGACAGUAGCAUUUGUUGGGAGCAGUGGCUGUGGGAAAAGCACUUCCGUUCAACUUCUGCAGAGAUUUUAUGACCUUGUGAAAGGGCAAGUGAUCUUUGAUGGUGUGGAUGCAAAGGAAUUGAAUGUACAGUGGCUCCGUUCCCAAAUAGCAAUAGUUUCUCAGGAGCCUGUGCUCUUCAACUGUAGCAUUGCUGAGAACAUCGCCUAUGGUGAUAAUAGCCGUGUUGUGCCUUUAGAGGAGAUAAAAGAAGUAGCAAGUGCAGCAAAUAUCCAUUCUUUUAUUGAAACUCUUCCUGAGAAAUACAACACACAAGUUGGACUGAAAGGAACACAGCUUUCUGGCGGCCAGAAACAAAGACUAGCAAUUGCAAGGGCUCUUCUCCGAAAACCAAAAAUCUUAUUGUUGGAUGAAGCCACUUCAGCUCUUGAUAAUGAGACUGAAAAGGUGGUGCAGCAUGCCCUUGAUGAAGCCCGGAGAGGAAGGACAUGCAUCAUGAUCGCUCACAGGCUCUCCACAAUACAGAAUGCAGAUGUAAUAGUGGUUCUGCACAAUGGAAAAAUAAAGGAACAAGGAACUCAUCAAGAGCUCCUGAGAAAUCGAGACAUAUACUUUAAAUUAGUAAAUGCACAGUCAGUGCAGUGA
Messenger RNA from Choloepus didactylus (southern two-toed sloth), 3813 nucleotides. It is a transcript of the gene ABCB5, whose product is annotated as ATP binding cassette subfamily B member 5. Gene Ontology annotation, biological process: transmembrane transport. The record is from RefSeq and is a predicted model, not a curated record. The transcript is spliced from 28 exons. Lineage: Eukaryota; Metazoa; Chordata; Mammalia; Pilosa; Megalonychidae. Gene Ontology annotation, molecular function: ATP binding; ABC-type transporter activity; ATP hydrolysis activity. Gene Ontology annotation, cellular component: membrane.